This is a messenger RNA of Pseudomyrmex gracilis, 5931 nucleotides long. It is a transcript of the gene Sec71, whose product is annotated as brefeldin A-inhibited guanine nucleotide-exchange protein 2. NCBI's taxonomy places the organism in Eukaryota, Metazoa, Arthropoda, Insecta, Hymenoptera, Formicidae. Gene Ontology annotation, molecular function: guanyl-nucleotide exchange factor activity. Gene Ontology annotation, biological process: regulation of ARF protein signal transduction. The record is from RefSeq and is a predicted model, not a curated record. Bases 451 to 5541 code for a protein of 1696 amino acids. The transcript is spliced from 13 exons.
CAUAGAGGUUGUCAUCUACUGCUGUCACAUUCCGGUGCUUGUGUGUCGGUGCGAGUGUUGCGUGGAACAAAUUGGUCAUUGAGUCUUGAGUCCCUCAAGAGUGUGCCGUAAAGUGUCAGUUGGUGUCGUUGUAAUUUACGUCUGCUCGAAAUCUACCUACGGGCGAUGCAGUAGCUCGCAAGCACCGUUUUGUCCCGAGAAAACCGCGCUCUCGCGGUUAAUUGUAUCACCGUCCCGAAGGGAUUUGUGGAAAAAGUUCUCAUCAGUUCUCGAUUUCGCGCAGAAAAGUUGCCUCGCGCAAAAUGUUGAAAAAUGCUGGCAAGCGACCAGGUGCAAGUCCAACAUAGUUGAUAUAUACGAUCAUUCGUCGGUUCGCACUGAUGUUGACACACUGAGAAGCGAGCAGUGAGCGAGCGACAUAUAUCUCCAACCGCGGUGUGGGGAGUGGUGAUGAUGCAAAAUAAUUCCAAAACCAGAGAAAUGUUUAUCGUCCGAGCUUUGGAAAAGAUAUUAGCCGAUCGGGAUGUCAAGCGGUCGCAUCUCUCGCAGCUCAGAAAGUCCUGCGAGUCUGCACUUGAGGAUCUUCGUAACGAGAUCAAAGACGUACCAGCUGUGCAAGGUGAAGAGGUAACCUCUAAUGCUCUUCCGCAACCAAAGAGCGACUCAAAUGUCAUUACGGCAGAGAAGUAUUUUCUGCCGUUUGAGUUGGCAUGUCAGAGCAAAUCGCCGCGGAUCGUGGUGACUGCGCUGGAUUGUUUGCAGAAAUUGAUUGCUUACGGACAUCUGACCGGCAAUGUGCCCGAUUCAACAGAACCCAACAAAUUACUAAUUGUGCGAAUUGUCGAAACAAUCUGUGGCUGUUUUACUGGUCCGCAGACUGAUGAGGGUGUGCAGCUGCAGAUCAUUAAAGCCUUGUUGACUGUAAUGACAAGCCAGCAUGUGGAAGUGCACGAAGGCACAGUACUUUUGACAAUUCGUACCGUUUACAAUGUUUAUUUGGCAUCACGUAACUUAGUUAACCAGACAACGGCUCGCGCAACCCUCACGCAGAUGAUUAACGUAAUAUUUGCACGGAUGGAAACUCAGGCUGAGGAAGAGAACAUGAGAAUCGAGGGAGAGCAGCAGCAGGAGACUGCAGUUGUGACAAACGGCGAGACUGAAACUGACUUAAGCACAGAAAACACUUCUAUCAGCAACGACACUGUCGAUUCUCAAACGAUUGUCAAGGGCAUUCUCGACGACGUGAUGAAUUCCGUGGUCCCACUGGAGGAGGAAGUCAGCUUAGAGAACGGUAACACGGAGGACAAUGGCGAUGAGGCAGCUGCGGAAAAUGAUAACAUGGUUACCGCCAAGUUUACGCACGUGUUACAAAAAGAUGCGUUUCUGGUGUUUCGCGCUCUCUGCAAGCUUUCCAUGAAACCACUACCUGACGGCACACCCGAUCCAAGAUCGCAUGAACUUCGCUCUAAAAUUCUGUCGUUGCAACUACUUUUAGGAAUCUUGCAGAACGCCGGCCCCGUGCUGCGUUCCAAUGAAAUGUUCGUCAUCGCCAUUAAACAAUAUCUGUGUGUCGCGCUGUCGAAGAACGGCGUGUCCUCGGUGCCGGAGGUAUUCGAGCUGUCGCUGGCGUUGUUCCUGGCGUUGCUCGCGCGUUUCAAAAUGCAUCUCAAGAUGCAGAUUGAAGUGUUCUUCAAAGAAAUUUUUAUGAACAUCCUCGAGACUUCCAGCAGCUCUUUUGAGCACAAGUGGAUGGUCAUACACGCGCUUACAAGAAUUUGCGCGGACGCCCAGAGCGUUGUCGAUAUUUAUGUUAAUUACGAUUGCGAUCUAUCCGCGGCUAAUCUCUUCGAAAGGCUCGUCAACGAUCUCUCCAAGAUUGCUCAAGGUCGUCAGGCUUUGGAACUUGGCGCAUCACCGAAUCAGGAAAAAUCGAUGCGCAUUCGCGGCCUCGAGUGCCUCGUCUCUAUCUUGAAAUGUAUGGUAGAAUGGAGCCGAGACUUAUACGUGAACCCCAGCGUGCCAGCAGAUCAGCAACCGAUAUCGGACCCGCCUGAUCCAGCGCCGGAGACUCCGCUUCCGCGUUACGGCAGCGCUGGCAGUCUCUCGUCGGCCAACUCCAGUCUGACCGGCAACAAGGAGGUGCCGGAUUCGCCGGAACAGUACGAGGUGCAGAAGCAACAGAAGGAAGUAUGGGAGACCGGCAUCGAGAUCUUCAGCCGUAAACCCGGAAAGGGCGUGCAAUAUUUGCAGGAACAAGGAUUGCUCGGCACUUCGCCGGAGGAUGUGGCCAGAUGGCUGCAUCUGGACGAGCGACUCGACAAGACGGCCAUCGGCGACUUUCUAGGCGAUCAUAAUCACAAUCAGGUGAUGUACCAUUACAUUGACCAGAUGAAUUUCGCCGAUCGCGAUCUGGUAACUGCGCUGAGAUACUUCCUGGAAGGUUUUCGAUUGCCCGGCGAAGCGCAGAAAAUCGACCGACUAAUGGAGAAGUUCGCCAGUCGCUAUUGCGAAUGCAAUCCUAACAAUGGCCUUUUCACCAGUGCAGACACAGCCUAUGUCCUUGGUUUCUCCAUCAUAAUGCUGACUACUGAUUUGCAUUCGCCGCAGGUUAAAAACAAGAUGACCAAGGAACAAUAUAUUAGGCUUAAUCGGCGUAUCAGCGACAACGAAGAUCUCCCCGAGGAAUAUCUUUCUAGAAUUUACGACGAAAUUGCUGGCAACGAGAUCAAGAUGAAGUCAAAUCCGAACAAUAAUCGACUCGCUGGCAAGCAACUGAUUUCCAGCGAAAAGAAACGACGAUUGUUAUGGAAUAUGGAAAUGGAAGUAAUCUCUACAGCGGCGAAGAACUUGAUGGAAUCUGUGAGUCACGUUCAAGCGCCGUUCACCACGGCGAAACAUUUGGAACACGUGCGGCCGAUGUUCAAGAUGGCUUGGACGUCGUUUCUCGCGGCCUUCAGCGUCGGUCUUCAGGAUUGCGACGAUCCGGAGAUCGCGUCGCUCUGUUUAGACGGUAUCAGAUGUGCCAUUCGUAUCGCUUGUAUCUUUCACAUGACUCUCGAACGCGACGCCUACGUGCAGGCAUUGGCAAGAUUCACUCUGCUAACGGCCAAUUCUCCUAUAACCGAGAUGAAAGCGAAAAACAUCGAUACCAUUAAAACCCUCAUUACCGUGGCUCAUACCGACGGUAAUUAUCUAGGCAGUUCGUGGUUAGACGUCGUCAAGUGCAUCUCACAGCUGGAAUUGGCACAAUUGAUCGGCACCGGAGUACGUCCUCAGCUGCUGGGUCCGCCGUCGAAACCGCAUUUCCCACUGCCGCUGGCAAACUUUGGCAAUCUCACGCACUCUAUUAACUUGCAUCAAACCAACAAUCUCAACUUGAGCUCUCUGGAUCCCAGUGUAAAGGAGUCUAUCGGCGAGACUAGCUCGCAGAGCGUCGUUGUUGCUGUCGAUCGCAUCUUCACCGGCUCCACCAGGCUCGACGGCGACGCCAUCGUCGAAUUCGUCAAAGCUCUCUGCCAGGUCUCUCUCGAAGAACUGGCGCAUCCCACACAACCCCGCAUGUUUUCUCUCACGAAGAUAGUCGAGAUUUCGUAUUAUAAUAUGGGUCGUAUAAGACUGCAGUGGUCCAGAAUUUGGCAAGUUCUCGGCGAUCAUUUCGACAGAGUCGGUUGCAGUCCUCGGCAGGAUAUCGCGUUCUUCGCGGUGGAUUCUUUGAGGCAGUUGGCCACGAAGUUCAUCGAAAAGGGAGAAUUUGCCAAUUUUAGGUUCCAGAAAGACUUUCUCAGGCCGUUCGAGCAUAUUAUGAAGAAAAACAGGUCACCCGUUAUCAGAGAUAUGGUCGUUCGAUGCGUGGCGCAGAUCGUUCAUUCGCAGGCGCCCAAUAUUAGAUCCGGUUGGAAGAAUAUCUUCAGCGUGUUCCAUCAUGCGGCCAGCGAUCGUGACGAGUCCGUCGUCGAGCUGGCAUUUUGUAUGACUGGAAAGAUUAUCAACGAGCUGUAUGCGGAGAACUUCAGCAUCAUGGUGGACUCCUUCCAGGACGCCGUCAAGUGCCUGAGCGAGUUUGCGUGCAACGCGUCUUUUCCGGACACCAGCAUGGAGGCAAUUCGGUUAAUACGGUCCUGCGCGUCUUACAUCGAUGCGAAUCCUAGUCUAUUUGCCGAGGGUAUGAUGGACGAGAGCGGCAUGGUUUCCGAGGAAGAUCGAGCUUGGGUGAGAGGAUGGUUUCCGCUGCUGUUUGAACUGUCCUGCGUAGUGAGCAGGUGCAAACUGGACGUACGAACGCGCGCGCUGACAGUACUUUUCGAUGUUGUUAAGACACAUGGCGCGUCUUUCAAACCACAUUGGUGGAAGGAUCUCUUCCAGGUUCUCUUCAGAAUCUUCGAUAAUAUGAAACUGCCUGAGCAGCAUACAGAGAAAGCCGAAUGGAUGACAACAACUUGCAAUCAUGCAUUGUACGCUAUUGUGGAUGUCUUCUCGCAGUUUUACGAUAUCUUAGGCCCGUUGUUGCUGGAACAGUUGUAUUCCCAGCUACUUUGGUGUGUUCAGCAGGAUAACGAACAACUGGCCCGAUCGGGCACCAAUUGUUUAGAAAAUUUAGUUAUCAGCAACGGCAUCAAGUUCGACGAGCAAACUUGGGAAAAGACCUGUCAAUGCGUUUUGGAUAUUUUCGAGAGUACUUUACCCUCCGCGCUGCUCACGUGGAAACCGCAGUCUCCCAACAAAGAGUCCGAUCUCGAUGUGAUCACCGGCGAAUCCGACGGUCAUCACGUUGGCAUACUGAAGAGGAGCAACAGCGUGCAAAGUCUGAGUACCGAGUCUCUGCCGAAAGCGAAACUUUUUUCCGCGUUGCAGAUCAAAUGCGUGGUUCAACUGGAACUGAUACAGACCAUCGACAAUAUUGUUUUCUAUCCGGCAACCUCGCGCAAGGAGGAUCAAGAGAAUCUGGCGCUCGCGCAAGCCGACAUGUUGAACGGCAAAACGUCCGAGCUCGUUAAGGCCGGUGCCGAUCAGCAAAAAGAAGAGCAAGGCAUGUACUGCGCUCUGACAACUAAUCAUCUCCUGCAGUUGGUGGAGUGUCUGUUGCGAUCGCAUCGCUUCGCUAAAAGCUUUAAUUCAGAUCACGAACAACGCAACGUAUUGUGGAAGGCGGGCUUUCGCGGCAACGUAAAGCCAAAUCUAUUGAAACAGGAAACGCAAUCGCUCGCCUGUGCUCUACGUAUUCUUUUCAAGAUGUACAGCGACGAGGCGCAUCGGGCGGACUGGCCCAAAGUUGAAACCCGUCUGGUUGAAGUGGCGUGCGAGGCGCUCGAGUACUUCCUUGCGAUUGCCAAUGAGGCCCAUCGCGACGCCUGGACGCCGAUAUUGCUGUUAGUGCUCACCCGGAUUCUCAAGAUGAGUGACCACCGUUUCGCGGUUCACGCGUCCACCUGCUAUCCGUCUCUGUGCGAGGUUAUGUGUUUCGACCUCAAGCCCGAGCUCAGAUCGGUACUGCGCAGAUUCUUCCUCAGGAUCGGUCCGGUUUUCAGAAUCACGCAGCAGUAGUGACAAGUCAGCACGUAGGGGUGGGAUAUUCACGGUCGCUUGAAUUGGUUCUGAACGAAAUCGAUCGAACUUACUUGAGGGAACUGAUAUAUCGUACACCCAUCUCUACCCCAACAGUAGAAAUGUAAUUAAAUGUAAAGCGCGAUUUAGAUACUUCGGCUCGUGUUUAGGCUGUUUAUACACGAUCCAACGAUUCACUUAAAAGUUUUCCCCUCGGAUAUCGGAUUACUUUCUGAGUCUAUAAAUUAUGCAUAUUGCGAUUAUUUUUACGUCCCACAGUUCAAGUUGAUCGCACUACGAUUUGCUCUCGUUUGAUUCAAAUAACAAUUAUACGCUUACAACGUGACUUGGAAUUUUAUUUGUUUAAUUUGUAGACUGUAAAUAGUAUAU